AAAAUGUCGUGACGCAGGCACAUCUUUUGAUGACGUUUACACAUCACCGUGCGUUUGGGACAAAGUGGGGAAGUGGACAUCGUGGUUUUGGUGAAAAGUUUUGGUCCUUCCGAGCUGGUUUAGCGCUUUUUGCAGACUUCUCUUGUCUUGCGGGACAGAAAAGUGCAGGUCAGAGAAAGAUGUCUGACAGUGAAGGGAGCAACUUCUCCGAUGACGGCAGCUUUGUCGCCAGCGACGACGAUGCUGGGAGUGACAUUGGGAGUGACCUCGGCAGCCCGGGGGGCAGCGGGGGAGGCAGCGGCGGGGAAGACGACUCGAAGGAAGUGGAGACGAGGCGUAAGAUCGUGACGGAGGAAGAGGAGGAUGAGGUAGACGAGGAAGACGAUUACGAGGAUGAAGAAGAAGAUGAAGACUAUGGAGUAGGUGGACCAAAAAAGAAAAAGAAGCCCAGAUUUGGUGGAUUUAUCCUAGACGAGGCCGAUGUUGAUGAUGAUGAUAUUGAGGAGGAAGAGGAUUGGGAGGAAGGUGCUCAGGACCUGAUUGAGAAAAGUUCUGUCAUCGGCGACUCUGACCAGGAACGUAGCGGCGCUCAGCGAUUGGCCAACCUGUGGAGAGACAGAGAGGCAGAUGAGUUGGGUGAAUACUACAUGAGGAAGUAUGCCAGCUCUAGCAGCAGAGACGAAACUGGGGGAGAGUAUGAACUAUCUGAUGACAUCACACAGCAAGGCUUGCUACCUGGAGUCAAAGAUCCAAACUUGUGGACUGUCAAGUGCAGGAUAGGAGAGGAGAAACAAACAGCCAUCAUGAUGAUGAGGAAGUUCAUCGCUCUGCAGUACUCAGACGAACCCCUACAGAUCAAGUCUAUUGUAGCUAAGGAGGGUCUGAAGGGGUACGUGUACGUGGAGUCUUUCAAACAGACCCACGUGAAGCAGGCCAUCACCGGAGUGGGGAACCUGCGGCUGGGGCUGUGGCAGCAACAGAUGGUCCCCAUCAAGGAAAUGACGGAUGUCCUGAAGGUGGUGAAAGAAACCGUUGCUCUGAAGCCCAAGUCGUGGGUACGUCUGAAGCGAGGUGUGUAUAAGGAUGACCUGGCACAGGUGGAUUAUGUGGAGCCCAGUAUGAACUCUGUUCACCUCAAACUUAUACCACGGGUGGACUAUACCAAACUGAGGGGUGUACAGAAGGCUUCACAGGACCAGGGAGAGAAGAGGAAAAAGUUCCGCAGACCUCCACAGAAACUGUUUGACGUCGAUGCCAUCAGAGCUAUAGGAGGGGAGGUGACUUCUGACGGAGACUUCCUAAUCUUUGAGGGAAACCGCUACAGUCGUAAAGGCUUCCUGUUCAAGACCUUUGUCAUGUCUGCCAUUAUCACAGAAGGAGUAAAACCAACCCUGUCAGAGCUGGAGAAGUUUGAAGACCAACCUGAGGGAAUGGACAUCGAGUUGGUUCCUGAGUCCAGAGGUAAGGUGGACAAGCAGCACAGCCUGGCCCCCGGUGACAUUGUGGAGGUGGCAGAGGGAGAACUGAUCCACCUGCAGGGCAAGGUCAUGACGGUCGAUGGGAACAAGGUCACCAUCAUGCCCAAACACGAGGACCUAAAGGAACCUCUUGAAUUCCCUUCGCAUGAGUUGAGGAAACAUUUCAACAUGGGUGACCACGUGAAGGUGAUCGCAGGCCGGUAUGAGGGGGACACAGGUCUGAUUGUUCGCGUAGAGGACAACUAUGUGGUGCUCUUCUCUGACUUGACCAUGCACGAGUUGAAAGUUCGUCCCCAGGAUCUGCAGUUGUGUACAGAGAUGAGUUCAGGUGUGGACUCCAUGGGACAGUUCCAGUUUGGAGACCUGGUCAUGCUAGAUCCACAGACUGUAGGCAUUAUUGUCAGACUAGAGAGGGAGUCUUUCUCAGUACUCAACAUGCACGGAAAGGUUGUUAACGUGAAACAGAAUGCAGUCACACAGAAGAAAAACACCAGAAAUGCUGUCGCUCUCGAUGCAGAACAGAACAACAUCCAAGUCAGAGACAUAGUCAAGGUCAUCGACGGGCAACACUCUGGUCGGCAAGGUGAGGUGAAGCACCUGUACCGCAGCUAUGCCUUCCUCUACUCCAAGAUGAUGACAGACAACGGUGGGAUGUUCGUGGUCCGCUCCAGACAUGUCGUACUCGCAGGAGGGUCAAGGCCCAGUAACACGACGACAGUGAUGGGAGGGUUUGCCCCGAUGUCUCCUAGACUGUCCAGUCCACAACACCCCAGCAGUGGUGGGGGAGACAGAGGAGGAGGUAGUGGGGGAGGACAGGGCAGGGGACGGGGGCGUGCCAGGAGGGACAUGGAACUCAUCGGGCAGACUGUCAGGAUCUGUCAGGGGCCUUACAAAGGCUAUAUUGGUAUGGUGAAAGAUGCUACAGAGUCCACAGCCAGGGUAGAACUACACUCCAGCUGUAAGACUAUCUCUGUAGACAGGUCCAGACUCAACCCUGUAGGGGGUCCAGUUAGAGGAGGAGCCAGUACAUCGUACGGUAGAACACCGAUGUACGGCUCACAGACCCCCAUGUACGGCGCCGGGUCACGUACACCCAUGUACGGGUCACAGACUCCGCAGUACGAAGGAGGCAGAACCCCCCACUAUGGUUCGCAGACCCCCCUGCAUGACGAUGGUAGCCGCACCCCCGGCAGAACAGGGGCGUGGGACCCCACCAACCCUAACACCCCCUCCAGGCCGGAUGAUUUUGAUUAUCGUUUUGACGACGCCACGCCGUCGCCGCAAGGUUACGGAGCGGCCACACCAAAUCCCGCCACGCCGGGUUACGUGUCGGCGGACUCUCCGGCCGACCACUCCGGACCGUUCACGCCACAGACGCCGGGAACGGCGGGCAUGUACGGCAGCGAGACCACGUACUCACCGUAUCAACCCACGCCAUCACCACAGGGGUCGUACCAAGCCACCCCCAGUCCCGCAGGUUACCAACCUGCCCCCUCCCCAGCCGGCUACCAAGCCACCCCCUCGCCCGCUGGCUACCAGGCAACCCCCUCCCCUGCAGGCUACCAGGCCACCCCCUCACCCCUGGGGUUCAGCCCCAUGACCCCGGGGGCCCCCUCACCGGGGGGGUUCAACCCCCAGACACCGGGGGCUAGCCUGGACCAGGGAGGGACUGAUUGGCAGACAGUGGACAUCACCGUGCGAAUCCGCGAAACCCACGAAGACCCCGACCUCAUCCACCAGAGAGGUGUUAUCCGCAGCAUAUCGGGUGGUAUGUGUUCCGUGUACCUGUCAGAAGCAGACAAAAUGGUGAACGUGAUGGGAGAACACCUGGAACCUGAGGCACCUGCCAAGAACGACAAGGUUAAGGUGAUAUUGGGAGAGGACCGAGAGGCAACGGGAACUCUCAUCAACAUCGACGGCCAGGACGGGAUCGUACGCAUGGACCUGGACGCACAGCUCAAGAUCCUACAGCUCAGAUUUCUGGGGAAACUCGGACAGAAGGACUAGUAGUCUAGUAGAGGGUUCUUAGAAGGCGAAGACUGUGUAAGGUCGUGCAGCGUAGUUUCUUAAGAAAUGUAGAAAAAAGAGAUGAUAGGAGAAGUACAAGGAAAGAAAGGAGUCUGGUAAUUUGUAAGGCAAUGGCAACAGGAAUUCUGUGACACAGAAUUAAGAGGAGACUUGUUCAAAACUUGUGGACUGGGCAGAUGUCAUUAUUCAGACCAGUAUGGAAAGGACAGCUAAACAUUACUGUACAAGCUGAAUGUUACAGUUCAAGGUAUGGAAAGGACAGCUAAAUGUUACUGUACAUGGAAAGGAUAGCAAAACAUUACAACAUA
Molecule: messenger RNA, 3814 nt
Organism: Branchiostoma belcheri (Belcher's lancelet)
Lineage: Eukaryota; Metazoa; Chordata; Leptocardii; Amphioxiformes; Branchiostomatidae
Product: transcription elongation factor SPT5-like
Exons: 29
Coding region: 30-3485 (1151 amino acids)
Biological process (GO): transcription elongation-coupled chromatin remodeling; regulation of transcription by RNA polymerase II; regulation of DNA-templated transcription elongation
Cellular component (GO): DSIF complex
Molecular function (GO): protein binding; mRNA binding
Source: RefSeq, a predicted model, not a curated record